Exophiala bonariae is the source of this 468-nucleotide messenger RNA. RefSeq lists its product as uncharacterized. The record is from RefSeq and is a predicted model, not a curated record. NCBI's taxonomy places the organism in Eukaryota, Fungi, Ascomycota, Eurotiomycetes, Chaetothyriales, Herpotrichiellaceae. The transcript has a single exon. Bases 1 to 468 code for a protein of 155 amino acids.
AUGGCAGCUCUACGGCCUCUCAAACGCUUCGUGACAGACCACGACGCACAAGGAAAAGCAGUCUUUUCCACCCAGAUCAAUGAGGACUUACAUCUGAAAGAUCUUGAUCAGCUUGCCCUCGAGGGUACCUCUCUUCCUGCGAAAGUGGGCCUUGGAUAUGCUACCAAUGAAUUCCCAGCCAAACUCGAGGAUGCACAAGAUAUCAAUACGUACGAAGGUUAUUUCAAGAAUGCACCAGGUAUCUCCAUCAACAGUGGAACUGUCUUCCGCUUCUUGGACUUUCCUCCCGGUGCCACAUCAGAGAUGCAGAGAACCAAAAGUCUUGACUACGGUGUUGUUAUUGAGGGAUCCGUAAUAGCUGGGUUGGAUUCGGGGGAGACACGAGUGCUCCAUCGAGGAGACAGCUGCGUCCAGCGUGCUAAGACCAUGAAUGGAAAAAUGCCAGCAAAAGCGAAUUGGCACGGAUGA